AUGGAUAAAGAAAGAAGUGAAGCAGAGUCUAUCAAUUGUAACUCCACAAAAGAGGAAAACCAAAGUAAAGAAAAUGAAAAAGAAAAAAACAAAGCUACUAAUUUACCGCCUUUUAACGAAUUAAAUAUAGAACAAAAAAAAGAACAAGAUGAAUGGGUAAUUUAUGUUUGUAAUAAUUCUUAUGGCCCUUAUAAUUUAGAUCAAAUAAUAAAUUUAUGGAAUACAAAGAGAAUUAAUAUGAUGACAACAAUAUUUAAAAAGGGUGAAAAUAAUUGGAAAUAUGUAUAUAAUGAUGAAACUUUAGUAAAACACUUUCAAGGAACACAAUCAAAUACAACAAAUAUUGAUAACACAACUUCUAGUUAUAAUAAUGAAAAAGACGCUUCAAAUAAUCAUCUUUUAAACAAACAAUUAAAUAAUAACAAUACUAAUUCAGGUCAAACACAAAAUCAUGUUAAUAAAUCUAACGAAAAUGAUUUUCACCAAAAAGAAAUACAAUAUAGUACAAAUAACCUUAAUGGGAAUAAUGUAGAAUAUGAUAAUAAUGAUACUUAUAAUAAUAAUUUAAAUUAUAAUAAUGUUGAUAAUAAUACAGCUACCAAUUUAACUAACGAAAACGAAGCAAAUCAGGCAGAAUUGGAAAAAAUAAAAAAAAGAAAUAAAAAAAAAAAAUAUUUAGAAAGGAAAAAAAAAAAAAUUGAAGAAGGAAUAUGUGAAAGAAAAAUAAAAAAUAGUUCUGUAUAUAUUUCUGGUCUUCCUAAAGAUGUAACACAAGAAGAAAUAAAUAACGUUUUUAAAAAAGCUGGAAUUAUAAAAAUCGACUCUGAAACCACAAAACCAAAAAUAAAAAUAUAUUAUGAUGAAAAUAAUAAUGUAAAAGGUGAUGCAUUAGUUACUUAUGUAUAUACGCAAAGUGUUGAUAUCGCAAUUAAAUAUUUUGAUAAAUUUCAUUUUAGACAAAAUUGCGUGAUAAAUGUGGAAAAAGCCCAAUUUAAUAAAAAAGUAGAACAUCAUAAAAUAUCAAAAGAAGAAAUAUUAAUUAAAAAAAAAAAAAUACAAGCAGCAAAACAUGAACAGUACAGAUUACAAAACUGGGGAGAAGUUUAUACUGGAUCAAAAAAAAAAAUUGUUAUUUUUAGAAACGCAUUUUCCUAUGAAGACGCAUUGAAAUAUGAUGAAGGAGAUCCAUUCUAUGAUUUUAUAAAAAAUUUAAUUGAAAUAGAAGUCAAGAAAUAUGUUCCUGUACACAAAGUUUACCCAAUACCAAAACACCCCCAUGGAAUUGUAUGUGUCAAAUUUAAAGGUGUUGAAGAGGCUGAGAUGAUAAUAGAGUAUUUUAAGGAUGUUGAAUUAAAUGAUAAAAAACUGGAAGUAUAUUUCUACGACGGAAAACAAGAUUUAAAAGCCCAAUGCCUUCCUCCUCAAAAUAAACCAUCUCAUAUACAAAAUGUUUAUGAAAACAUAUCCGACCCCCAAAACACGGAUGAUAAACUCCCGCCCGUUUUGCUAAAUAAUAAUUUACAGUCGUUUCACGAUUGGCUUGAUAACCAAAGUGAAGAUGAAGAACACGAAAUAAUGGUGGAGUAA
This is a messenger RNA of Plasmodium yoelii, 1587 nucleotides long. Its product is annotated as RNA-binding protein, putative. The coding region runs from base 1 to 1587 and encodes 528 amino acids. Gene Ontology annotation, cellular component: U2 snRNP; U2-type spliceosomal complex. Gene Ontology annotation, biological process: mRNA splicing, via spliceosome. Lineage: Eukaryota; Apicomplexa; Aconoidasida; Haemosporida; Plasmodiidae. The transcript is spliced from 8 exons. Gene Ontology annotation, molecular function: RNA binding. The record is from RefSeq and is a predicted model, not a curated record.